CGAGUAUAUAAGAUCACCGUAACGACCAACAGACCAACACAAAUCAUCCAGCCUUCAAGCUAGACUAACAAAAAAAAACAGAACCAACUUAGAAAAAUGAAGUUCUUCAUCGUCAGCCUCCUGAUCGCCGCCUGCGUGGCCCUCGCCCAGAGCAGCGUUAUCCACGGAUCUGCCCUCGGCUACGCCCCCGUGUCCACCAUUCCGGUUGUCCGCACGGUGCCCGUGGUGCGCAGUGUGCCAGUGGUCCGUCAUGUGCCGGUGGUGCGCAACGUUCCGGUUGUGCGCCAUGUGCCCAUUGUCGACUCCGUCCAGGUGGUGCAGCCCUCCGUGUACCGCGUCGGUCAUGCCGCCGUCUACGAUGCUCCCCUCAUCCAAUCCUACGGCGGCUGGUUGAAGCAGAAGUAGAUGGAUAACUACCUUUCUCUAUGCAUAACACAAACUGAAUAAAAGAAAAGAAAAUAACUAAA
This is a messenger RNA of Drosophila elegans, 467 nucleotides long. RefSeq lists its product as uncharacterized. Bases 97 to 405 code for a protein of 102 amino acids. The record is from RefSeq and is a predicted model, not a curated record. Lineage: Eukaryota; Metazoa; Arthropoda; Insecta; Diptera; Drosophilidae. The transcript has 2 exons.